AUUGAUGAUGGUUUGAUGACUGUUUUGACGUUUCCCAUCAGAACUAGAUCUCCAUAUAAAAUGUAUGAUGUUCAUUACAUUAAAGUGAUACUACUCUUAUUUUGCAUGUAGUUUAAAACAGAAUACUUAAAAUGCCACCUAAGGCGGGUGCCGCCAAACCAACUGGCAUAAAGAAAAGCAUAAUUGUACCAAGCAAAGUAUAUACUAAGGAUAGUAGCAGCACCAUUAAACCUGAAGACAUUGAAGGCGUUGAGGAAACAGAAAUAACUGCACAAAUAUCAGUACCAACUGAAGGAGGAUGGGGUUGGGUCGUAGUCGCAGCGAGUUUUUUAACGAUUUUUCUAUUAGACGGAGUUUACUUCACAUUUGGCAGUAUAUAUCACGACAUGUGCGAUGAUCUUAAAGUUGGAGAGUCUGUGGUGGCACUUGUCAACUCUGUAGCAGUAGCAGUGUACUUUAUGGGAGGACCACUUGUAUCGGCGCUUAUUAACAGAUUUGGAUUCCGGGCAGUUUGUAUGACUGGUUCAAUUAUUUCUGCGUCAGCUUUACUUUGUACAUAUUUUGUUGUUGAUUUUGUAACAAUACUUAUUUUAUACGGACUUUUUGGAGGAUUUGGAGCUUGCCUUUGUAGCAUGGGGUCCGGAUUGGUAGUGGGCUUUUACUUUGAAAAACUUAGAUCUUUGGCAAUGGCAAUUUCAAGUAUUGGUUCCAGCAUUGGCAUUAUGAUUAUGUUUACAGUUAACUCAUACAUAGUAAAAUUGGCCGGAUGGCGUUUGCUUGUAUUAAUGCAAUCUGGAUUAGUGGGUUUAAUAUACUUUUUAGCGAUGACCUUUCGCCCUUUACUUUCUUUAACUGUGACGACGGUAGUAGACGAACCUACUCGUACAGUAGCUUACUUGCCUAGCUGCCAUAAAAGCAGCACCAUCAAAGACAAAAAAGGGAGUGAUGCCAAGUGCUGCAGAACGGCUGUUCAGCGCUGUAUCAAAUGCACACUUUCCUACUGCGGCAGUGAUUGGAGAGAGUACAGUGCCAACGCCGACGCAAGCGGGUCCUUCUACAGCAGUUGCAUCAAGGCUUACUCUUACCGCUCAAGGUCCUCAAAGUGGAAUCAGUCGAAGACAAUUGAAACAAGUUCAGUCUUUAAUAUCCAAGUCGAAAUCUAGAGUAAGUGUCAAAGACGAUAAUGCUGAGAAAGCCAUAGAAAUAAAUAUUAAUAUUGAAGAGCCAAUUAAACGCUCUGUGUUUCAAAGAUUAUUCCAUUGGGAAGAACAUGUACCCCAAGCUCGACCAAUGUAUCGAGAUGA
Messenger RNA from Helicoverpa armigera (cotton bollworm), 1304 nucleotides. RefSeq names its product monocarboxylate transporter 2. The record is from RefSeq and is a predicted model, not a curated record. NCBI's taxonomy places the organism in Eukaryota, Metazoa, Arthropoda, Insecta, Lepidoptera, Noctuidae. Gene Ontology annotation, molecular function: monocarboxylic acid transmembrane transporter activity. Gene Ontology annotation, biological process: monocarboxylic acid transport; transmembrane transport. The coding region runs from base 132 to 1163 and encodes 343 amino acids. Gene Ontology annotation, cellular component: membrane. The transcript has a single exon.